Messenger RNA from Symbiodinium necroappetens, 402 nucleotides. The record is from the annotation of a GenBank genome assembly. Lineage: Eukaryota; Dinophyceae; Suessiales; Symbiodiniaceae.
AUGGCGAGUGAGCGGCCACGAAUGCCGACGCAGAUUCAGAGGGAACCCCAGCUGCAGCAACGGCGCAUCUCACUGCCGUGCCUGAGCUUCAAGAGCUCUCAGGAUGAGCCUGUAAAAGACGGAGGCUACAGUGACUCCAAGGAGCUUGGAGACACUGGCGUGCGAGGACGUCUCACAGACAGCUCGAAAGUCAAACGCAGCUCUAUGGCCAGCUCCACCUCACCAACAGUGAGUCCUCCUUCGUCGUCUUCCAGAUCACGCUCGAGUUCGCCGGCCUCUUUCUGGUCGGAGUGUGAAGAGGACGAGUCCGGCCGCAGCAGAACUCCGAGUCCCUGCCUUUCCGAGGAUGGAUCGUAUAUCUAUCAGUACAGUGUGAUCAAGGUGAAGUCGGCUGAUUUCUGA